AAGCCUUCAAAUAUUCACCAAAAGCUUUAAAAAAAUUCACAUAAGAUACCAAAAGGAAAAAAAAAAAUGGGAGGACAAAGUUUUAUUUUACUUGUUGCUGUCAUAUGUUUUUGCACUAUCUCAGUGUCAAUUGCAGAUGAGGGGACCGCCACCUAUUAUACUGCUCCUUAUGUUCCCUCAUCAUGUUAUGGAUACCAAGACAAUGGAGUGAUGAUUGCAGCAGCAAGUGAUACAAUCUGGGGAAAUAGGGCAGCAUGUGGAAGAAUGUAUAGAGUCACUUGUACUGGUCCUACUAAUCAAGGUGUUCCACAACCUUGUACUGGAAGAAGUGUUGUUGUUAAAAUUGUAGAUUAUUGUCCACCUGGAUGCAGAGGGACUAUUGAUCUUUCUCAAGAAGCAUUUUCCCAAAUUGCCAAUCUAGAUGCUGGCAAAGUCAAUAUUAAUUACAAUCAGGUCUAAAGUUCGAAGGCCACGUUUGAUGCAAAAUCGUCAAACAGGAAAUUGGAAUAAAACACAAUUGGAAUAAAACAGAAGUUCUACACAUGCCAAGAAAUAUGCAUAUAUCUUGGCUCUUUUUCUAUAUGUUCAUAGAAGCAAUUUGUUUAGUGCCUGUAACCUAUAUAUGUGUAUUAUUAAUAAAUCUUCUUCUUCUACUA
Messenger RNA from Lycium barbarum (goji berry), 656 nucleotides. Its product is annotated as EG45-like domain containing protein. The transcript is spliced from 3 exons. Gene Ontology annotation, cellular component: apoplast; cell wall. Bases 67 to 459 code for a protein of 130 amino acids. The record is from RefSeq and is a predicted model, not a curated record. Gene Ontology annotation, biological process: systemic acquired resistance. NCBI's taxonomy places the organism in Eukaryota, Viridiplantae, Streptophyta, Magnoliopsida, Solanales, Solanaceae.